Molecule: messenger RNA, 543 nt
Organism: Camellia sinensis
Lineage: Eukaryota; Viridiplantae; Streptophyta; Magnoliopsida; Ericales; Theaceae
Source: RefSeq, a predicted model, not a curated record
AUGACUACGACUUCACCUCUUCAUGGCACCACUCUUCUUCUUGUUUACGUGGAUGAUAUGAUUAUAACCAGUGAUGAUGGCUUGAAAUUUCUCAUGAUUCCACUGGUUGUUAUUUGUCACAAGCCAAAUGCUUCCGAUCUUCUGGCAUGUACUGAUCUUACCAAUUGCAAGGCUACCUCUACUCUUGUUGAUCCUCAGAAUCAUCUCACUCCUCUAGACAGGGAUCUUCUCUCUAAUUCUACUCUUUAUUUCCAGUUGUACAUGUUGGCUCCCCAUACCCCGCAUUAUACUGCUCUACGUCACAUACUUCCCUACCUCAAAGGCACUAUGUUCCAUGGACUCCACUACUCUACUCACUCUUUUCUUGAGCUUCGUGCAUUUUUUGAUGUUGAUUGGGUUGGGGAUCUUACUGAUCGACGCUCCGCCACACAUUUCUGCUUCUUCUCAGGGGAUUAUCUUCUUACUUGGCGCAACAAGAAACAGUCCCUCACUGCUCGCUCUAGUACUGAAGCUGGAUACCGCGCUCUUACUGACACUACUUAG